This is a messenger RNA of Coniophora puteana RWD-64-598 SS2, 1109 nucleotides long. Its product is annotated as ADP-ribosylation. Lineage: Eukaryota; Fungi; Basidiomycota; Agaricomycetes; Boletales; Coniophoraceae. The record is from RefSeq and is a predicted model, not a curated record. Gene Ontology annotation, molecular function: NAD+ poly-ADP-ribosyltransferase activity. Bases 153 to 1109 code for a protein of 318 amino acids. The transcript has 9 exons.
GGUGAAGCACCCGCUUAUCAUUCUUCGCAGUACACGUUCCUCGUCGACGACGCUGUCAAAUGAUACCUGUGUUUUAGAAUGAAUCUUUCGCUUCAGUAAACUCGAAUAAAUAACCCUUCAAUUCGACAUGAUGUGGCCAAGACACUUCCAUAAUGCCCUCCAUAUCUCUCAAGAAGAGUAUUUCGAGCUUUGUUGAUAGAAUCAGUAGUGACAGGACGAGGUUGAUUCCGAUGGAUAUAGAGAGUAAGACAUAUGUCGAAGCGGUGGAGCUCUUUAACAGAGGCUGGCGUCAUCACGAUAAACCCUUGCCCCAAGUCUACGAUGUAGUGCAGGUCGUCUUUCCUGAAACUAUCUUCAAGCCAUACCUGGAUUACAGGGAGCAAGUAAAGCGUGCGCUCCGCUCUCGUCCAAAGCUUCGCUUGGAGCGUUUUCUUUUCCACGGCACCUACAGAGCGUGCUUGCUGGGGGAAGGCACGAAGAAUGCGCGAUUGUGCUCUCUUGAUGAGUGUUCCAUGUGCUCCAUUCUCAGGUCCUCGUUUGACUUGAGUAAGUGUGGCUCACGAAACACGUUUAAGAGAUUUGGAGAUGGAAUCUAUACAACCACUUGUUCUUCCAAAGCGGACGACUACGUCGAGAAUACCUCAGGGGACGCGCAUCUCCGUGUUUUAAUCAUUUGUCGCGUGGUCGUUGGGAACACAUUCAGACAUUACGUGAACGCACCACAGUAUGUGAAGCCUCCAUCCGGGUAUCAUUCCGUCACAGGCGAACCCGGCUGGGAUCUCAACUAUCAAGAAACUGUCUGCUAUCGAGAGGAUGCCAUCCGGCCUGCAUUCAUCAUCGUGUACGGCGACAAGCCGAAACUUCCCGUUGACGAACAACUCGGGAGCCCAUAUGAGCUCGUCGCUCGCCCAAGUUUGAGGGCGCGCACUGCCUUCGACACCGUGCCCAUCACCGGCGAACACGCUGGACAACGCCCUCCUAAGCUUUCCGAGCGUCCUCAAGGCGGCCACGCCGACAAACACGUUUUGCCAACAUCUAAGCGAGCUGAGCCGAGCGAGCAGGAUGCCCCAGGUUUCACCCCCAAUUUAAAGCCAGAGGCCCAUCCCUAA